This is a messenger RNA of Sycon ciliatum, 2225 nucleotides long. Its product is annotated as probable hydroxyacid-oxoacid transhydrogenase, mitochondrial. Lineage: Eukaryota; Metazoa; Porifera; Calcarea; Leucosolenida; Sycettidae. The record is from RefSeq and is a predicted model, not a curated record. The transcript has 17 exons. Bases 212 to 1651 code for a protein of 479 amino acids. Gene Ontology annotation, cellular component: mitochondrion. Gene Ontology annotation, molecular function: metal ion binding; alcohol dehydrogenase (NAD+) activity.
UGUCUUACACUGUGACAAUUGCUGACAAGAUCGCUAGAGCUAGGUCGACGUCAAAAUAAUUUUCUAAACUGAAGUGGAGUGAAUGAAAGUAUUUUGGUGAGCUUUCUCUGCAUGAUCUCGUUCCGUGCGCGUACCUGGUGGACCGUACCCGUGGACACAGCAGUGGCUAGUGCAACGCGAGAGGCGGCCUGUUUAUAUUAGCUGUGCGGUAAUGGCGUCCCGGAACACUGUGGCAAAGGUGCUGGCAUCAGUGCAAGGACGAUGUAUGUGCCCUGCUCACUCGCAAGCAUUCAACGGUGCACGGUAUCAUCGCUGCACGAGCAGCAGCAGUGGGGAUCAUGGCUUGAAGCCGAAGGAAUAUGCGGUUGAGAUGAGCUCUUCAUCGGUGAUCUAUGGACCCGGUGUCACCAGAGAAGUUGGCCACCAAAUGCUGCGCCUUAGAGCCAGCAAGGAGCUACAAGAGCCACCUAACAUUGGUCUUUUCACUGAUGGCAAGCUGGUUUCCAUGGAAAUGGUUCGAACGGCACUCGACUCUCUGGAAUCCACGUGCGGCAAGGUGCACUUGUUCUCAGAUGUUCGCAUCGAACCCAACACAGAGAGCAUGCAGGCGGCAGUUGAUUUUGCACGCGACCACAAUCUAAACGGCUACGUUGCGGUUGGCGGUGGAUCCGUGAUAGACACGGCCAAGGUAGCUAAUCUUCUCAGCGUAGCUCGCGAUGCCGACAUCUUUGACUUCGUCAACCAGCCGAUGGGCAAAGGCCAGGAGCCACCUCCGAACCUUCACCCGCUUAUUGCAUUGCCUACAACAGCUGGUACCGGAAGCGAAACAACUGGAGUUGCGGUGUUUGACUAUACAGCGAUGAAUUCCAAGACUGGAAUUGGUCACAAGUCGCUACGUCCAGACCUGGGCAUGAUCGAUCCACACAGCGUCGCUACAAUGCCAUCACGUGUGACCGCCUGGAGUGGCUUCGAUGUGCUUUGCCAUGCCCUGGAGUCGUUCACAGCCAUACCAUACACCGAGCGUCCUGUCGGACCAACACCAUCAUACAUACGCCCUGCUUACCAAGGUAGUAAUCCUAUAAGCGAUGUCUGGUCAUUGCAUGCUCUCAGAAUGACUGCCAAGUAUUUACGAAGGGCUGUAGCAGACCCGGGUGACACGGAGGCGCGUUCUGAAAUGAUGCUAGCCAGCAUGAUGGCGGGGGUUGGGUUUGGCAAUGCUGGAGUGCAUCUAUGUCAUGGUUUGUCAUACCCGCUGGCUAGUCUGAACAAGACAUACCAAGCCGCAGAAUACCCGACUGACCAUCCCAUGCUGCCUCACGGCCUGUCCGUCAUUAUGACCGCCCCGGCCGUCUUCAAGUACACCGCCAGUGCUUGCCCCGAAAGGCACUUACAAGCAGCAGAAAUCCUAGGUGCGGACAUUAGCAAUGCAAAGCUGAGUGACGCCGGAGACAUACUGGCGGAGGAGCUGCGCAAGUUCAUGCACGACCUGGGCGUGCCCAACGGUAUACGCGAGUUUGGAUUCAGCGCUAGUGAUGCGGCUGACCUUGUUCAGGCUGCUAUGCCAAAUAAGCGUGUGUUGAUGCUGGCGCCGCAUCCCCUCGUCGAGGAGCACCUUGCCUCCAUCUACGAGAACUCGGUCACCGUCUUCUAGGUAUACUGCUGCGAACACCCUGACUGACACUUCCAUAUCUAACCUGUAUCUGAUGUCUAUCCUAUCUUUAAGGGGUGUAACUUUAUAGUGUUUCCUAACUUUGGGUGGGGUCCUUGCGGGCAGGAGGUGUGUUUUAACGAUGACGCACAAUUCUGAACUCGGAUAGAGAGCAAUUACAAUAAUUAAAUUUAUGUUAUUUCUAUAACUUAGAACUUUCCAAGUUGGAAGGCUGCUGGAGUGCGCAUGAAAGAUGUGCUAGAGCUGUUAGCCAGUUAGUUGUAGAACGUCAGUAACGUCGGUCAGUGUCGUGCAAUGCUAUCGCAUGAGCUGAUUGUUUAGUAACUGGUGGUGUUCGUGGACAGUAUAGCGUAACUUGUAGUUCCUCGGUUUUUCUCUUUUGUAUAAAUUAAACCUUGGCUCUCCAUCUGAGUUCAAAUUUAUGAGAGAUUAUUAUUUUUUAGUUUUGGUUGAUGUGUGGUUCGUAUGUCUUGCUCCCGUGCCAGACCUUGCAGGUUUGCCAUGUCAUUGAUCUUGUGAGAUAUUUCUCUAGCGGAAAGCUAGCUAGCUGAGUGCA